Molecule: messenger RNA, 2206 nt
Organism: Scleropages formosus (Asian bonytongue)
Lineage: Eukaryota; Metazoa; Chordata; Actinopteri; Osteoglossiformes; Osteoglossidae
Product: sodium-dependent lysophosphatidylcholine symporter 1
Exons: 14
Coding region: 115-1713 (532 amino acids)
Biological process (GO): carbohydrate transport
Cellular component (GO): plasma membrane
Molecular function (GO): symporter activity
Source: RefSeq, a predicted model, not a curated record
AGGACGUAUCGAGUGUCCGUAUUGCGGAACGCCUCUCGGAGCGGAGAGAGAGAACCCAUAAGAGGGCCGGGGACGCGCCGGGGUCUCUGAAAGUCUCGCGAUUAGCGGAGCAUCAUGGCUGGAUCCUCGGCGGACACCUUGGUCUCCAAAACUCCCCAGGAGGUGAAAAAGUGCCAAGACUGGGAUAUGUGUUCAAAGCAGCCCACAGGGAUACCUUUGUCGAGGAAGCUGUGUUAUGCUGUGGGAGGUGCCCCGUAUCAGAUGACAGCCAAUGCCAAGGGCUUCUUCAUGCAGAUCUUUCUUCUGGAUGUUGCACAAAUGGAUGCCUUCUAUGCAUCCAUGAUCCUCUUCCUUGGUCGAGCAUGGGAUGCUAUUUCAGACCCCCUGGUUGGGUAUGCCGUCAGCAAGAGUAGAAAGACCCGUAUUGGCAAGCUCCUACCGUGGAUUGUGUUAUCCACCCCCUUCGGCAUCCUGUCCUAUGUGAUGAUGUGGUACACGCCUCAGGAGACCAUGUCUCCAGCCUUCAGCUUCUCCUGGUACUUCACCAUGUGCUGCCUCUUCGAUGCCUUCAUGAGUUGUUACCAUGUUCCCUACUCAUCCCUGAACAUGUUCUUAGGGGGGAACCAGAAGGAUAGAGACUCGGCCACAGGCUACAGAAUGGGAGUGGAGGUGUUCUCCACGCUGGCUGGGGCUGCCAUUCAGGGUCAGAUCGUGGGGGUAUUCCAUGCAAAGAAGGUCCAGACCUGUAGCCAGCUGAACCACAGCGAACCUUCUCAGCAGAACCUCACCUUGCCUCUUGGUGAUACUCUGGCAAAAAUGAGGAUGGCCUAUGUGGUUGCUGCAGUGAUCAUAGCAUCCCUCUACUUCCUGUGUUGCCUUGUGCUCUUCUUGGGCGUGAAGGAGCAGUUGGCCCCUCUGAGCACUCUGGACCGAAUCCGAAUACCGUAUGUGUCUGGCUUGAAGAUGGUGGUGAAACAUACUGCCUAUGUGAAACUUGUCUUUGGCUUCCUCUUCGCCUCUCUAGCCUUCCAGAUGGCCCAAGGAAACUUUGCCUUGUUCAAUACCUACGCAGCUGGCCUGGGCCCGUACUUUCAACACCUGGUCCUCAUCCUGCUGACAGCUGCUACGCUGUCCAUCCCACUGUGGCAGACCCUCCUCGUCAGAAUCGGCAAGAAGACCACCAUCUUCAUUGGCCUGACGAUAUACAUCCCAGCUCUGAUCAUCAUUGCAUCCAUAAAGAGCAACCUCACAGUCUACAUCCUCAUGUCCAUCAUGGCUGGAUCUAGCCUUGCGGCCCUAUACCUGCUCCCCUGGUCUAUGUUACCAGAUGUGGUUGAUGACUUCAAGGUGAAGAAUCCCACCUGCACAGACCUUGAACCCAUGUUCUACUCCUGCUAUGUCUUCUUUAACAAGUUUGGUGGGGGUGUGUCUGCUGGGGUGUCCACCUUGGCGUUGCACUUUGCCGGGUACAGCCCUGGUGCCUGCAAGCAGAAGGACCAGGUGGUGACCACACUGCGGGUGCUGUUUGCACCAGUGCCCAUUGGUCUGCUGCUUAUAGGAAUGGUGCUCUUCUAUUUCUACCCCAUCGAUGAGUCUCGGCGAAAGCAGAUCCAGAUCGAGCUGGACAAGGCCAGCAAGGAGGACCAGAGCUCUACUCAGCACAAUUUGCCUCUCGAGAGCCACACAGAGCCUCCCAACACAAAUGCCAUCUAGAAACCUUGCCACUCUGUUGGGGGGAAAAAAAAAAAAAAAGCCGUCAGUCCGUCUUGUCAGCCUUUCCUUGUCUUUUGAUACGUGUGUCAGCAAUGAGGUAAUUUGCCUUCUAUAGAUAACCACCUCGAAGUCCAACAAAAUAUAAAAACACACAUAAUAUAAACUUUUCCCAAGGUAAUUAGUGAAACUAAAUGUAAGCUUAGGAAAUGAAAAAGGCUACUGAGCUUUAGUAGCUGCAACUCAUCUCCCAAAGAAGAAGGAAGUGAACAGAAGAAUAUCAUAUAAUGGCCAGAGUUUCGAGUUCUUUAUAACUGAUAGACUAACUCAAAUCAUUGUCUAACAUCAGAAAACAUGUACAUUUCCAUCCAAUAAAUGAACAUCAAAAUAAUAUACUACAUGCACAUUCAUAUAUUCCAGGUUCUUCUACAUGUGUCUGUGCGGAGUUUGCAUGUUCUCCCCAUGUCUGCGUGGGUUUCCUCUGGGUGCUCUGGUU